AGCAAAACCGACACAGCCCCCCAAAACCGAGGAACUCAAACUCAACACCACCACCCACCAGCAAAAUUUUUGGUUUGCUGUCUCAAGUGGGUGUUUUUCACUUCUUGAUCUUCUUCUUCUUGCCCUCCCUCUCUUCCUUCCUGCGCAGCCGGUCCUCCCUGGCCUGGUCAAACACCAACCCCCCUCCUCUGUCGCCGCCGCGCUUGGGCGCGCUCGUCCGCGGCGACGAGGCCGGCUUGUCGGCGCCGGCGAGGCGCAUGCGCCUCAGCUCGUCGGGCAGCUCCGUGUAGCGCAUGCAGCGGGCGUACGUGUCGGCGUCGAUGAUGGCGUGCUCGCGCAGGUGGCGGACGAGGUAGAAGUCGGGCCGCAUGUGCGCGUAGGCGCAGCCGUCGCGCGCCUGGUGCGCCGCCACGUGCCGCAGGCGCUCCUCGAAGCGCGCCUGGCGUUUUUUACUGUUACUGCUGCUGCUAGAAGAGGAGUCGCCGCCCGUGUCAAAGACGACGUCGUUGCAGAACCAGCAGAGGCUCUUGGCCGGGAACCGCCCGCCCAGGUGCGACGCCACGUGCGCCACCCAGCCGUCGACUUCGCGCGCCCCAAAUGUCCACGCGCACCCGAGCAGGUCGCGGAACUCGCACGCCAGGUAGUUGUGGUCGUCGUCCGAGGCCGUCUCGGCCGAGGUCGUGUACAUCGUGUCGAACGUGUACACGGAGCUGCUCCGCCCGCCGCCGCCCGAGAAUACCGCCGCCGCCAUUGUCGAGGCGUCGUCGUCGCCGACGAUCGUUGCCGAAACGCUGCUGUUUCUGCUGCUGCUACCGCCGGCCGGCCGGCUGCCGUAUCGCGGAUCUGCAAAAGGGGGCUGCGAUGAGGGUCUGCGAUAUUUCUCGCGCUCGCUCACCCUCCCUUGGCGUCGUCGUGCUGCUGCUGUACUGGCGGCUUACCAGUCAUUGGGGACAAUCCCCUCAGUGAACUGGGGAAAGAAGACGGCAGGGAGGGGGACGGGAGCGAGAAAGUGGUCGGGCUCCUGCUUUCUUCUGCUCUGCGGCCACCCUCUUUGCACAUCUCUCUCUCUCUCUCACUCUCCCCCCUCGCGAGUGCUGGCUAGCUGCUCGCUCGCUCGCUCGCCCGUUCUCGUUGGGCGCGGAAAGUGGGGUGCGGCCGGCCUGCAGGUUCGGUUGUCCAAGUGGCAGUCUGCAACUCGUCGGGGUGGUAUAUUGGCGCUUGCGGAGGAUGGGUUUCACUGCACGAGCACAGCGACGCGAAAAAACAGCACAGUGAAGACCCGUUUCCGGCUCACGUCUCACGCAAUAUUACAUCCUGGGGGGAGGGUGGCUCGAGUGGGCAUCUGCCGACAUCUAUAUACAUCUGUCAGGUCUGUCUCUCUCGCGUUCGCGCCGUCUGUCCGGGUUGCUCUCUACGUGGCCCUGUCCACAAUUCCCGAUCUUCCGUCCUUUUUCGUUUUACGCGAAACCCACCCGGCGCAGAUGCGCGGGCGGCGAUUGCGCGUGGGGGGAGUGGACGAGGGAGAAGCGGUGGCAGCCCAAAAGCACCAAAAGGUAGACACCUCGCCGAGCUGGAAUUGGAGAUUGAUGACUGCAGCAAAAAAAAAAAAAAAAAGCCACACCACGCACCCCACGCAGACUGCAGCAGCAAUAUGCAUCAUGUCUAGAGGUGCGUCUCGGACGUAUACACAGCAUCAAGUGGUCUGCUCACCCAACCCGUUUUUUGGGUGUGCAUGUAAACACUGAGGGGGGCGCUGCGAAGAGCGGUCGAGUGUCUGACCCCCUGCCACCGCCUGCCUGCAUGGAGGGUGUGGAGGCGUGCAGGCUCGACGGGUACCACUCCCAGCCCAGCCCGGAGCAGCAGCAAUGCCUAAUCUUGGGCUUACAUUCGGGGUACUUUGGCGCUACAUAGCACUGGGGAUAUUUGCGAGUGCCACGGGUGCGACCUGGCCGUGCCUCUUUUCGACCUUGGCUAUUCGUUGCAUUUUGACAGUAUCAAGUUUUCCUCCAGCCCCCUUUGGCCACCUAUUAUCAGGCCAUGUGUGCAUACAGCUGCACUUGCCACAGAAGCCCUCAUCGAAUCGCCUGAGGGGAACUAAAUGUGGCGUUUGCAUUGUCCUGUCAUGUUGGAGUAGCGGCGCCUCCUUCUCAGCCCUCCUCUUGGCACAGGGUUUUGAUUCGCCUCCAUCUUAUCGAAUUCUGCUGCUGAAACCCAAGAAUCUCGCCCAGAGGGCGCUUCUCGGGCGUGAGGUCGCCCGGCUUGUAUGUUGCGACCAAAAAAGUAUAGCGCGACGUGGCCAGGCUGGACAUGGACAGGCUCAAAUCUCGGGGUCCCCCCAAGAUAUAAGUUUCUAGCGUUUCUUCGUAGUACAUGCGCGAGAAACAUCCCUUGGCAACCACAGAACGAAAAAUCCCUUGACGACUACAGAACGAACACCCCAAACAGACCUCUUCGAGAUGAUCACUUUCACCCCAAACUGCACCUUCCCAACAGCCUAUCUGGGCUUUGUACAGGCCCCACCGAUCCGCGGCACCAUGGAGAUCGUGUGGUCGUGCCUAUCCGUCAUCUUGCUCUGCACCUGGUCCAUCUUGCAUCUCAACGUCCCCCCACAGCACAGACCCCGGGGAUGGCGGCAGAAGAUGCGGUGGGAGCUCGCUCAGCUUCGGAAAAAGCUAAAAUGGAUGGUUAUAACCCUUGUGGCCCCUGAACUUUUGCUGGGGUUCGUUUUCGUCGCUUUCAUUUCCGUCCGCCAAUCUACCAAGAAACUGCAAGAGCUUGCCAACGAUGAUCGAGUCCCGUGGUCGAAGACGCAUUCGUGGUUCGCCAAUCAGGGAGGCUUUUUCAUCCAUUUCCCGCCACACCUAUGGGACCCUCCGGCAACGGAGUCGGCCACAAGAAGCUUACAACUGGGUUCUGAUGAGUCUGCUAUCGAAUUGGGUUCGAUGGAAGAACAGGGCCUUGGGUUUCCGAACAGCAGACUUUUGCGCAAGAGGCAGAAAAAAUAUGACAGGCGCAGGGCGAGGGCUAUACGCAAAUAUGGAUCUUUGCCAGGGAAACUGUGCGACAACUUCCACAAGUACGUCCAAAAGGAGGCCAGACAUAUAGAGCAGGAGGGUGACGACGCCGCCGCAGAUGAUCAUCUACGUCACAUUAGCGACACCUGGGUAGUCAACUCCCAGCAACUGCUCUAUCUUCGAGGGGAGGGCAUUAUCAAGAGGCUUCCAAAACUCGAGGAAGAGGAACUGCAGGACCGAAACAAGAGCAACGCCAUCGUCAAACUCCUCGCAAUCACCCAGGUGUGCUGGCUGGCCACUCAACUGGUGACCCGCGCCGCGCGUGGGUUACCCGUCACAACUCUUGAAAUUUCUGCCGUCGCCUACGUUGCCAACUCGUUGGUGAUAUACCUUCUGCAGUGGGAUAGCAUCAAGGACUUGACAGUGCCCGUGCGUUUGGAAGCCAGUCGCCCGCCGAACAAGACACAAUUCGUCCGAAUCAUCGAAAAAAAAGGCAAAAAUAUCCUUCCACAUACGGUGGCCACCGACCCGGUAAUUGUGAACGGCACGGCUCACUUUUGGCAUACAGGGGACCCCGGGUGGUAUUUCUUUGGCGUUGUUGGGCUCGGGGGGCUCCUCUUUGGAGGGAUCCACCUCGCCGCCUGGGGCUUUGCCUUCCCGACCUUACUGGAGCGGAAGCUCUGGCAGGCCUCGGCACUGGUCACAGUCUCCACGCCCAUGUUUGACUUUCUGAUAAUGUGGCUGGAAAUUGGGUAUAUCGAGAGUACGUGGGCGGGCGGGACGAUAUCAGUGGGAAUCACUGUUGUAUCAAUCCUCGUCUACGCGGCUGCGCGGCUUUUCACCCUGGUUGAGAGCUUCAGGUCUCUCUACUUCCUGCCACCCACUGCCUAUCAAACGACAUGGACCAAGAAUGCGCCUCACUUUGGAUAGGACUUAUGAAUAUGUAUGGCUGGCGAGCUGGUUUGGGUCGAGAUUCCAUAUUCGAACGUUGUAUCUAUACCGAUUAAAUUCUUAGGUGGGGGAUGGGAGGAGAUCUUUACGACCUUUACCGAGGUGACUAUGGAGGCGGGAUUCUGGCCUUGGGCUGCCAUAUGGGGAUCAGAUGUGGCGUGGAACAAGGGUCCGAGUGUGGUGCAGAGAGUGAACGUCUCAGAACGCAACACAGGAAAAGUACCAGCAGACAGGUAUACAUACAGGUAUUUAUACAGGAUGGGUGGGUGACCUGUUUCUCCGGUCCUAGUGCCAGCCAAGCCUGUCCCCAAAGCGGCCGCUUUGCCUCCCGGGCUGCCAAGAAAACACAUCCCUCGCCUCCUUGACCACCCCUCCUGUCGAGAAUAGAGUGAGAGAAAGAGUAAGGAUGUAAACCAAAGAGACAAAUCAUAGCGACAACGCCAAAGCUGUCGAGCAC
Molecule: messenger RNA, 4422 nt
Organism: Gaeumannomyces tritici R3-111a-1
Lineage: Eukaryota; Fungi; Ascomycota; Sordariomycetes; Magnaporthales; Magnaporthaceae
Exons: 1
Coding region: 2457-3944 (495 amino acids)
Source: RefSeq, a predicted model, not a curated record